This is a messenger RNA of Marchantia polymorpha subsp. ruderalis, 2063 nucleotides long. Lineage: Eukaryota; Viridiplantae; Streptophyta; Marchantiopsida; Marchantiales; Marchantiaceae. The record is from the annotation of a GenBank genome assembly.
AUUGUAGGUUUCCCUGGCUAUAAGUAGUGGCGAUGGAACGAGAGCGCGGUUUUCCAAUCCGAUCUCCGGGUGCUUGCAGUCUCGAGGCGGCAGGGAAGAAAGCAAGUCCAUCGAUGCCGUCCGAGUUCGAGAACUAGCAGCAGCAGCAGCUCGAGGAGGCGGUGUGGUGCAUUCGGUGCUGCUGCCGGGGCGGGGCGGGGCAGCGGGCGAUCCUCGAAUGGUGAAGACGAGAUGCGACGUCGGGCUCCGAGAGAAUCCGAGGGACGUGCAGCUGGCACGAAUUUCAUCCCGAGGCAGCGAGUGCAUCUUUGCGUGAGCGGGCAGCAGCUGCUGAGGUCGAGGUCGAGGUCGAGGUUGAGGGUGAGGGUGAGAUGGAUGCCCCGUCAGGGUCGGUGGUGGUGAAAUUGGACCUCGAGGCGCAGAUGCAAGCGCAGGCUGUGUGGCUGCAAUUCUCGUGAAGCACGGAGGGAGACCUUCAAAGAGCAGAGCAGAGCAGAGCUGAGCUCUGUCGACCUUUCGAGAUUUGUGAGGAAGAGGAAGAGGAAGGAGGCAGGAAUCAUGUCGUCGCCGAGCAAGAGGCGAGAUAUGGACGUGAUGAAGCUGAUGAUGAGCGAUUACAAAGUGGAGCUAGUGAACGAUGGAAUGAGCGAGUUUCAUGUGGAGUUUCACGGGCCCAAGGACAGCCCGUACCAGGAAGGGGUGUGGAAGGUGCACGUCGAGCUGCAGGAGAGCUAUCCUUACAAGGCGCCCGUGAUCAACUUCGCCAACCGAAUCUUCCACCCUAACAUCGACGAGAUGUCGGGCUCCGUGUGCCUGGACGUGAUCGACCAGACCUGGAGCCCGAUGUUCGCUCUGAUCAAUGUGUUCGAGGUGUUCCUGCCGCAGCUGCUGCUGUACCCGAACCCCGGCCACCCUCUGAACGGCGAGGCCGCCCUGCUCAUGAACAAGGACCGCGACAAGUACGAGCAGAAAGUGAAGGAGCACUGUCAGAAAUACGCCCGCCCCGAGGACGUGGGCAUUCGCCCUGACAACGCAAGCAGCGACGACGAGCUCAGCGACCAGGACAUGUCCAGCGAUGACGACCACCACCACGCGGAGAUGGCUCAUGCUGACCCUUGACUCGACUCGAAUCCGGCAUCAUCCCAAGCAGUGCAGUGCGUGCGGUUUCUGACCCCCUGACCAUUUCGUACCGAUUCAAUUGAGCGAACUAAUGUCGGACUGAUGAAGAAGGAGAAACAUUAGAGUGUGUGAUGAAGGUAGAGGUCGAAGAGCACGAGCUGACUGACCGAUGGAACACAUCAACUCGAUGUUGUCGAGCUAAAUGCUGGACUUCAUCCUUGUUCAUAAGAAGAUCUUCUAACAGCCGCUGCUGCUGCUCGUAACCUCGAGUGUAUCAUCCAUCAUCCCUGGCAGGCCGCUGGCUGCAUGUUGCUUUUCCACUUCUUAAAUGUAGACCCUGCAUUCCACAGGUGGGUCGCUCUCUGCAGCUCACUGCAGACGAAGACAGUGAGUGAGGCUCUGCACCAUCUAUGUGGAUUAGGACUUCGUUGUUCUGUGUGAGGAGUGUGAGGGAAUUGAUCUCGAGGAGAAUUGGUCUGCCACUGGCCGAUCGAAGGGUUGUCUCACGGGAGGUGACAUUUGGUCCUUGGGAUGUCGUUGGAGUUGUGGUUUCGACGUAAGGUUGGCAUUUGUCCGCCGAUUAGAAUAAGCCGUUAGUGUCUGUAGCCCCGGAGAGUGUCGAUUGUCGAUAGUCAGCCGUCCAUUCUGCUAUUGGUUAGUUGUAAAUAUCAUCAACUUCGAGACUCUUUGUCCCCCAGUACAAGUACCUACACGAAGUUGAAAUUCAUCAUUCUCCUACCGAGUUGUAAUUACUGAGCUUUACCGAUGUGCUGUCAUCAGAGGAAAGCGAUGCUUCCCUCAUGUAUUGUGAGGAUCCAUCCUGCAAACAGGUAAAAGGAGGUACAUCUUUUUUGACAUGUAUAAAGAAUUCACAGGGUGUUCUCUGUCACAGCGUGCUGUGAAAAGAACUCCUCUGAAAUACUCACGACGACGAGUUUAAACCC